Ramularia collo-cygni is the source of this 1128-nucleotide messenger RNA. RefSeq names its product related to tubulin folding cofactor C. Gene Ontology annotation, biological process: post-chaperonin tubulin folding pathway; tubulin complex assembly. Gene Ontology annotation, molecular function: tubulin binding. The transcript is spliced from 2 exons. Lineage: Eukaryota; Fungi; Ascomycota; Dothideomycetes; Mycosphaerellales; Mycosphaerellaceae. The record is from RefSeq and is a predicted model, not a curated record. Bases 1 to 1128 code for a protein of 375 amino acids. Gene Ontology annotation, cellular component: cytoplasm.
AUGGCCACGAUCGAUGUCGGGGAGCAGCAGCCGACACCACCAGUAUCGCAGACGCCCAGCGAAAAGUUCUUUCGAUAUUUCCAACAUGAAGUCACAGAUCUGCAAGAGCAGAUGAGCCGCAUCCAAAAUCACGGCACAUCGGGAGGCGAACGUGCAGAUGCCGUCGACCACUGUCUUUCUGCCAUAGCGCGACUCUCCACUGAAGUCCAGGAUGCGUCGGCAUACAUUCCGGCCUACGAUCAGCGGACAUAUGGCGAUGCCAUCAAGGCCUUGAACACCAAACUGCAAGAUGUGAGAUCUUCCGUGGCACCUCGGCCGAAGUUUUCGUUCAAAUCCGGAAGACUGUUCACAGCCAAGAAGAACGAGUCUGCCAUCAGCAUAAGCGACGCUGCAGAUCUUGCUUCCCAACGGCGAUUUCAGUCAAUGCAGUCUGGAUCGUCGAACGUCUCAAGCUUUGCUACAACACCAAUCGAAGUCCCGUCUCCUGCCAACGAGCCGACCAGCAAUCCCAUUGGGAAUGGGCAAGACGGUGAUCGCCAAGAUGAUGCCGCUCCGCUUCCAAGCACAGCGGUCAACAUCAAGAAUCGCGAGCACGCACACAUUACACUCCCAUCAACCAACAUUCACACAGCCAGCUCUGGCACAGUCACGGACAUCGAGCAUUGUGUCAUCGACAUGUCCGUCCCUUCGAGCAGCAGUCCRUUUGCAGGCUUGACACUGAAGAACAUAUCCCACUCCCUCGUCAUCUGCGGGCACGUCAGUGGUGCGAUACACCUGACAAACAUCAAGAACUCCGUGGUCGUUGUUGCAAGUCGACAAUUCAGGAUGCAUGAUUCGUCAAACUGCGACAUAUAUCUGCUUACCACAUCAAGGCCAAUUAUCGAAGACUGCUCGAACGUACGGUUCGCCCCUUUGCCACAGACGUAUAUGUUGGAAGACGAUGGAAAGUCCGAGAACCAAUGGGAGAAAGUGGACGAUUUCAAGUGGCUGAGGAAUGAGCAGAGUCCAAAUUGGAGCAUUUUGGAGGCGAGAGAGAGACUGGCCGAGGAUGUCUGGAAAGUUGUUGUUCCUGAUGGUUCGGGUGCGGGUGUUGAUGACAUCUUGAAGACUUUCAAGAUCAUUGAGUGA